Molecule: messenger RNA, 2485 nt
Organism: Ooceraea biroi (clonal raider ant)
Lineage: Eukaryota; Metazoa; Arthropoda; Insecta; Hymenoptera; Formicidae
Gene: mbo
Product: nuclear pore complex protein Nup88
Biological process (GO): mRNA export from nucleus; ribosomal small subunit export from nucleus; protein import into nucleus
Cellular component (GO): nuclear pore
Molecular function (GO): structural constituent of nuclear pore
Source: RefSeq, a predicted model, not a curated record
CUUCGCGAGGCAUCGAGGCAUACGAAGUUGACUGCAGGUAGAGUUCGCAACUGUAGCGCGGCAGUGAGUCGAACUUCGUGCGGUGACCGGACACGUGUUACCUUCUUCGAGCGUGUGUGUGUGUGUGUGUACGUUCGCGAAUAUGUCCUCGUGCACGGAUCUGUUACUGUUGAAUGAGAAACGGCUGUUUAAGGAUAUCAGAGCAAGCUUGUCAGGCGGCGCCAAGGAAACGCGAAACGUCCUCGAGAUACGUGACAAUGUACUGUACGUGUGGAACGCCGACAAGUGCUGUGUUCUCACGCUCAACGUCGCAGCGGCACGCGGCAAGCUUGGCGAGGACGUCCCGUAUCAGUCACUUCAACCAACAGACCCACCAAUAUUCGAAGUCGCAAAUGUGUUGAGAAACGAGACAGCAACGCAGUUAGCACUAUGGGGUAACUUGGGCAUUGCUCUUAUGGAGCUACCGAAACGAUGGGGCAAAGACACCGUUUACGAAGGUGGGAAAGAAGUGAUUCUCUGCACAAAUCACAACUUUGGUGACUUCGGGGCUAGCACGGAAAUUCGACGAGUACGAUGGCACCCAGGCUCGACAAAUGAUUCACAUCUACUGGUUUUGACAUCAGAAAAUUCCUUCCGUUUAUACGAGUGCGAAGUAGGCAAUGCGCCCAGGCUCAUAAAGUGCUGGAAAGUCGGCCGCGCGCCAUCGGGCUCGCCCUCGAAGAUCCCGGACUUUACAUCUCUCGGUGAAACCGCGGUGGAUUUUGAUUUCGCCACGCCUACCCUGAAAAAACCGGAAAUGUUCGCUGACAAGAACCUCGAUGAGGUAAAAGACAUCAUUGAUUGGAAUCACAUUGAAUGGCCAAUCUUAGUUCUUCGCGGAAACGGUGAAGUGCUGAUCGUUUGUGGGAAUGUUUCAUUAGAGAACUAUGAGACUCCAGCGGUGCUAGGCUCGCUAUCUAUGUAUCCGCCGACCGACGAUAAUUACGGGAUAGAUUCAUGCUCUAUCAUGUGCCUGCAAACUACCCCACCGAUAGUGGUCAUCGCCAUGUGCACCGGAAAGAUUUAUCACGCGAUACUACUGCGCGAAACAUUGGAUGACGAUGCUGACAACGACGACAGAAAGACUUGGUCGCAAUACGGUUCAAACUAUAGUCUUCACACGCCAGACGACGCGCUUUAUGUUUACGAGUGCGUCGAAUUAGAAUUAGGUCUUCUUUUCACGGACGAUGACAAGAAAUAUAAUUGUCCUAUUCAUCUUCAUUGCGAUAAGGGUAACAAAUCAAGAUAUUUUUGUUCUCACAACGCUGGAAUUCACAUGAUAAGUUUACCGAUGGUUUCUCAACUGGAGGAAUUUAUACAUGAUAAUGGCGAAGAUCAUUUGCCAUCAAUGUCAAACCAAUCCACUUUGCAAUAUCUAUUUUCUACGAGGACAAAGCACACGGACGUAGAAGAGGCUACACCGAUACUGGGUUUUGGCCUGCUUCAAGAACCCUGCGUUUUAGUCGCAUUGCUGCACACAGGCGUUGUCGUCGAUCUGUCGGUCAUAGAUCUUUAUUACCUCCCUCGAAUCGAACAACUAGAACCUAUCAUCAGUAUUACAAAAAAGGUGAAUAAAGAAUCAUUCGACACCUAUAUUAAAAAAUUAUUGAGACGUGAAGUGUCCCAACCCAUAACUAAAAUAGGAUCUCGCCCGAUGUCUUUGAGUGAAUCUCUUGAGUUGCUCUAUCACGCCACAAAUAUCUUUCGUACCCAACAUUUUGUCCGACACGACAAAGUUCGGGAAGAAAUCAGCAAGAAGGUUCGUGCUUUGAAAGCUUUAAAGAUCCAUCUGUUGAAAGAACUCGAUACGUUGAUGGAAACGAAGAAAGAAUUACGACAGACUGCUGAACGUUUAGCAGAGCGAUAUGAAGAUAUCAAUGAUAAACAGAAAGAGUUGGCACGUAGAGCGGAGGAGGUUCUAAGAUUAGUAAAUUACAAAGAGCCUUUGAUGACAGCUGUCGAGCGAGCCGAGGCGGAAGAAUUAAAAAAGAUGGACAUGAAGAUACACGAUAUGAAAAUCCGACUUGAGCAACUGAAGAAAAAGUCCACCCAACAGACCGUGCAACAAAACGGCGAGUGUAAUGGAAAAAGGAAAGAGAUCGUAAUUACAGCGAGCCAAGAGGAAACGAUAAAGGAGAAUCUUGGUCAAAUGGCAAAAAAUAUAAAGAAUAUGGUGGACCAAGUAAAACAAAUUAAAGCAGAAAUUAAUCUUUCAUAUAUCAACAAAAUAUAGCAAUAAAGAUUACUAAUUAGUUAUUUUGUAAUUAUACAGCGUUUUAUAAUACUUUAUUUAUGUAAUGUUUUGCAUAUACACUAGAACGUUACUUUUUAAAUGAUUUAUUAUCAUAUUGUAUUCGUAAUCGUAUAUCUUUUCGAAGAUUUUUAGUUUUGUCAUAUUAGUAAAGAAUAGUAUAACGUAUAAAAUAUGAUAAUACAAAUAUUUAAU